AUGGCUGCAGUGACUGCUGGCACGGCUCGGCCCCCACCAACUAACCAAAUGCACCGCCAGGUGAUGCAGGCACCUGUACCUGGGAACACUUCUGCUGCCGUCAGAUUCCACAAUACAGCUCGCAACGUAAGUGCACAACCACAGCAAGUCCUCCGAUCGGGUCCACGGCCUGCUGGCGUUGGGGAUCAGCCGUACGUUUCAACACUGCCCAACUUGAGCAGUCUCUCCGAACAUGAGCAAAAACAGUAUCUAGGUGAACAGAUCUUCCGAAAAAUCGAGAAGAUUCAUCCCGAGCUCGCCGGAAAGAUUACUGGAAUGCUUAUUGGAAUGGAAACUUCGGAGCUAAUCCAGAUGUGCGAAUCAGACGAAGUUCUGCGCAACAAGGUAGUUUACUUUUCCCAUUAUGUUUAG
Messenger RNA from Dibothriocephalus latus, 411 nucleotides. Lineage: Eukaryota; Metazoa; Platyhelminthes; Cestoda; Diphyllobothriidea; Diphyllobothriidae. The record is from the annotation of a GenBank genome assembly.